GUCACACUGAUGAAGCGCGUCUCCUGACCCUGACAGCCCAAACCUUCCCUCCGUAAAAGCACGAAAUGCCUGCAAACACCUGGCUGGAUUUCGCGGAGGCGGUCUGUUCUCCGUCUUCCUUUUACGCUCCGUCUCAGCGUUGCUUUUGCUAGGAACGCGAUGUCCUGGAUGCGUUUUCUCCAGUGACGCUGAAGUGAAGCGCAGUUUGCUGAAGCCAUGUGAAGAGCGGACAUGUCUCUUGUCGGGAGCAUCGGAGGCAAAACCCGAGUCCAGUAGAGGGAACAGUGUUCGCGCUUUAUUGGAGAGCAAAAAGAUCCUUCCAUGAGGAGACGAAGAGAGAAGAGAUGGUAGAGAAUGGCUGCACCUGACCUUCUUGACCCAAAGGCUGCCGCCCACAACUCCAAGCCUCGCCUGUCGUUUUCAACCAAACCAGUGGUGCUGACCACCCCAGAGGACGAGUGCGACACUCGGACUACGGUCAUGAGGUGGAAGACCGUAUCAGCUAUCUUUUUCCUGGUGGUGCUGUACCUUAUCAUCGGGGCAACAGUGUUCAGAGCACUUGAACAGCCUCACGAGAGCUCCCAGAAACUGGCCAUUCUUACUCAAAAAUUGGACUUCUUGGUUGCGCAUGCAUGUGUAAACUCCUCAGAGCUGGAAGAGCUGGUCCGGCAAGUGGUUAUAGCAAUUCGAGAAGGUGUGAACCCUUCAGGAAAUUCAUCCAAUCAGACGAGCCUCUGGGACAUGAGUUCCUCCUUUUUCUUUGCUGGGACUGUUAUCACCACCAUCGGAUUUGGGAACAUCUCUCCUCACACAGAAGGUGGGCGGAUCUUCUGUAUAAUCUAUGCCCUGCUGGGGAUUCCCCUAUUUGGAUUCUUACUGGCUGGUGUCGGGGACCAGUUGGGAACUAUUUUUGGGAAGGGCAUCGCCAAAGUAGAGAAGAUGAUCGUGAAGUGGAAAGUCAGCCAGACAAAGAUUCGCGUCAUCUCCACCCUGCUCUUCAUCCUGUUCGGUUGCCUCAUCUUCGUGGCCCUGCCAGCCGUCAUCUUCAAGCACAUCGAAGAGUGGAGCACUCUCGAGUCCAUCUACUUUGUCGUCAUCACGCUCACCACCAUCGGCUUUGGAGACUUUGUCGCUGGAGAAAAAGGUGGGUUUGAGAAACCAGAAUACCUUGAUUACUAUAAACCCGUGGUGCUCUUCUGGAUUUUGGUGGGCUUGGCAUACUUUGCUGCAGUACUAAGUAUGAUCGGAGACUGGUUUCGGGUCAUCUCCAAGAAAACUAAAGAAGAGGUUGGGGAGUUUCGUGCACAUGCAGCAGAAUGGACUGCAAAUGUGUCAGCAGAGUUCAAAGAGACCCGCAGGCGACUCAGUGUUGACAUUUAUGACAAGUUUCAGCGUGCUGCAUCCAUCAAGCGCAAGCUGUCAUCUGAGCUGGGUAUUAAUGCGUCCAUCAACCAGGAAAUGACCCCUGGCAAGAGGACGCUGUCAGCUAACUUUUGUGAGGACAGAGAGGGUUAUCCCACAGUGAAUCUUUCCCUCAGUCCUGUCCCGGGGGCCCUGGCGAGGAACGGCAGCCUUUAUCUAAACGGCCUCAGCCCAGAAUACGCCGACCGACAGGAGAUCGCCAUCAUCGAAAACCUCAAAUGAGGAACAGCGUGAAUAAUAAGAUUUGGGGAGCUGUGUAAAAUACAUCUAGCCACUGACAGAGAUUACAGAUACAAACAUGCUUUUGUGUUAAUUCACAGAGCAUCGCUGAUGAGAUACCCAAACACAUUUGUUAAGUAGACUGUGUUCCAACCAUCCCAUAAAUCAGUCAUGAAGCCAUGUACCUUCAUGUGUGUGAGCCUCACACAUAAAAACACACAGUUUGGAUUUAGUCUGUGAAAGAAGUCUGAAGACUUUGUUACCAUCAACGUGACUGACUGACUGCUGUGCUAGUGACUGAGCCAAAUCAAAAAAAAAAAAAUUGUUCCAGACUGGAACAAAUGAUUGUAUUGGAGGCAUGAGCUUGAAGAAAAAAAAGAAAACUUCUCCUGAGCAGAGGAAGGAAAUGAAAACCCUGUACUGAGGUAGCAACACACUGGGCAUCCUGUCCUCCUACCCCCUGCAAUCAAAGAGACCAAUAAAUUCAUCAAACUUCGGAAGCAAUAGACGUAUCUGUGCAAAGCUCCUGCUGAAUUUUUCAGAGGCCCUGAAAUCUGCAUCAGAUCGAGAGGAUCCUCACUGAUAAAAACACUGCAUCAUCAACAAUGAACACAUGUUCUCUACAAGGCAGCAGCUCUGUGCUAACACAAAGGAAUGUCCCUCUUUCUUUUGCAUUACGCUUGUUACAGCAUGAAUUUAUAUGCCUCGCAUCUGCCGGUCAGUCUGCCCUCGCUAUAGAGAUGAAUGUUGACAUAUUAGUUCCUUUGUGACUGACAUUCAGUUUCUCAUUAUGAGGAAUAUUCCACUCGUGCCUUACUAAAAAGUAUACUGAACCUUUGAGGAUGACGGCGUGUGAGAGACUGAGCAGCACUUGCGCGAGCUCUCAUACUUCUUAUUUUUAAGAACAGCAGUGAUAAAGAUGUAUUUGGGAUGUGUCUUGGAAAAUAUUUUUUUUCUUUGACUUGAGGAACUUACAGUUUGCAUGACAAGGGAGGAGAAAGCAUUUUGAGAUAUAUUUGAUUAUUUCAGGUAACAUUUGAGAAAAGGUCACCGCUCUAUCACUGUCUUAGUUUUUUUUUUUCUUUAACCAUCUUAAUGUGCCGACAGUUACAUUAACCACAGUGCCAGGCUUUCUGAUCAAACCCUCUAACUCAGGGGUGUCAAACUCCAGGCCUCAAGGGCCGGUGUCCUGCAGGUUUUAGAUAUCACCCUGGGUCAACGCACCUGAAUCAAAUGAUUAGUUUAUUACCAGGCCUCUGGAAAACU
Molecule: messenger RNA, 2907 nt
Organism: Oreochromis aureus
Lineage: Eukaryota; Metazoa; Chordata; Actinopteri; Cichliformes; Cichlidae
Gene: kcnk2b
Product: potassium channel, subfamily K, member 2b
Exons: 7
Coding region: 355-1644 (429 amino acids)
Biological process (GO): potassium ion transmembrane transport; stabilization of membrane potential
Cellular component (GO): membrane
Molecular function (GO): potassium ion leak channel activity; outward rectifier potassium channel activity
Source: RefSeq, a predicted model, not a curated record